Messenger RNA from Closterium sp. Yama58-4, 960 nucleotides. NCBI's taxonomy places the organism in Eukaryota, Viridiplantae, Streptophyta, Zygnematophyceae, Desmidiales, Closteriaceae. The record is from the annotation of a GenBank genome assembly.
AUGAAUUACAACAUGCCUGGCACCAGGCCUCAUGCCAUGCCUCGCAUCAAGAGUCGCGAGUCUCAGGGGUCACUUCAGUCCCAGGGAAUCAAAGGGCAUUGGGAGAUUUGCCGGCAAAUGAACGAGCUCAAGAACAUCUACAAGGAUGGUCUGGGAGACGAGUGGCGAUGGUUCAGCUACUACAAGGCCCUCAGUGUGCUUGAGAAGCUUCCUUUCCGCAUCGGCUCUGCUCAGCAGGUGCAGGGGCUUCCCAGCAUAGGGUCGUCACUGCAGGGCAAGAUUCAGGAAAUACUGUCAUACGGCAUGAUUAAGAAGCUACGGGCUUACCAAGCAGACGAAAUGGUCCGCACACUGGCUCUUUUCGGCACUGUAUGGGGCGUCGGUCCCCGCACUGCGCGCCGAUUCUACUCCGCCGGCCACCGCUCGCUGCGCCAGCUGGCGGGCGACCCGGGGCUCACGCCAACUCAGCGAAUCGCGCUGCGGUUCCACAACGAUAUGAACAAGCGAAUCCCGAGGGAUGAGGUGGCGGCGAUGGCAGCGCUGGUGGUGCAGGAGGGAGAGGCGCUGCAGCCAGGGGUCUCCAUUGUGUGUGGCGGGUCGUAUCGACGGGGCAAGGCCACAUCAGGCGACAUGGACUUCAUUAUCACACACCCUGAUGGUGCCAGCCAUCGGGGCUUUCUGGAGAGGCUGGUAUCCCAACUGAAGCUCGUGGGUUUCCUAACAGAGGAUUUGAUGGUCGGCACGCACCACUCGCAGCAGCCGCAUGGUGAGGGAAAGGGCGUGGACACUUACUUUGGGCUGUGCAAGCAGACAGGCAGGGAGCAACGGCACCGCAUUGACUUUAAGGUAGUAGGUGCUGCUACUGGCUGCUGGCUUGUCGAUGGGACAGUGUACCCAUGGGAGCAGUACCCGUUUGGCCUCAUACAGUGGACGGGCAACGAUGUUCUCAAUCGACGGUGA